AUGGGGACCGUGAACACAACCGAGCGCUUGACGCAGCUGCGUCAGCUGAUGAAGGAGCAUCAAGUGGACCUCUACAUCGUUCCAUCCGAGGACAGCCACCAGUCGGAAUAUAUUGCGCCGUGCGAUGGCCGCCGAGAAUUCAUCUCGGGCUUUUCCGGCUCGGCCGGUACUGCCAUCAUCUCCCUGACCAAGGCUGCCCUUUCUACCGACGGUCGUUAUUUCAAUCAAGCCGCCAAACAACUGGACAGCAAUUGGCAUCUCUUGAAGCAGGGCACAGAAGGUGUGCCUACCUGGCAAGAAUGGACGACGGAAGAGGCGCAAGGUGGUAAAGCUGUCGGUGUGGAUCCUUCCUUGAUCACUGCCUCCGGUGCACGCAAGCUUGCGGAAACACUCGAGAAGAACGGCUCAUCGUUGGUGGGAAUCCAAUCAAACCUGGUUGACUUGGUAUGGGGAAAGGACCGUCCUUCGCGCCCCCAAGAAAAGGUUCGCGUACACCCCGUUGAAUACGCCGGAAAGCCGUUCCAGGAGAAGAUUGCCGAGCUCCGCAAGGAAUUGGAGACGAAGAAGAAGGCUGGUUUUGUUGUCUCCAUGCUGGAUGAAAUUGCCUGGCUGUUCAACUUGAGAGGAAGCGACAUUCCCUACAACCCCGUCUUCUUUUCCUACGCGAUCAUCACGCCCACGACAGCCGAGCUGUACGUCGAAGCCGAUAAGCUCACCCCCGAGGUGACCGCCCAUUUGGGCCAGGAUGUCAUUGUCAAACCUUACGAGACUAUCUUUGCCGAUGCCAAGGCUCUCAGUACAGCCCGCAGCCAGUCCGCUGAAAAGGCACCCAACAAGUUCCUGCUUUCCAAUAAAGCUUCCUGGGCUCUGAGCCUGAACCUCGGUGGGGAGGGUCAAGUGGAGGAGGCUCGCAGCCCGAUCGCCGACGCCAAGGCAGUCAAGAACAAGGCAGAGUUGGAAGGAAUGCGCGCGUGUCACAUCCGUGAUGGUGCAGCGCUGACCGAGUACUUCGCGUGGCUGGAGAAUGAGCUGGUCAACAAAAAGACCGUCCUGGAUGAAGUCGACGGCGCAGACAAGCUUGAACAGAUUCGCACCAAGCACGACCGCUUUGCCGGUCUGUCCUUUGACACAAUCUCUUCGACCGGGCCCAACGGUGCGGUGAUUCACUACAAGCCGGAGAAGGGCAGCUGCUCGAUCAUCGACCCUGCUGCGAUCUACCUCUGCGACUCCGGCUGUCAGUAUCUGGAUGGAACCACCGACACUACCCGCACGUUCCACUUUGGGCAGCCGACUGAGUUCGAGAAGAAAGCGUUCACUCUGGUCUUGAAGGGUAUGAUCGGGAUCGACACUGCCGUCUUCCCCAAGGGGACCAGCGGCUUUGCUAUUGACGUGCUCGCCCGUCAGUAUCUUUGGAAGGAGGGCUUGGAUUACCUCCAUGGCACUGGGCACGGAGUUGGAUCUUUCUUGAAUGUCCAUGAAGGACCCAUGGGAAUCGGUACCCGUGUUCAAUACACCGAAGUCCCCAUCGCGGUGGGACAUGUGCUAUCCAAUGAACCCGGCUACUACGAAGAUGGCAAGUUUGGUAUUCGCAUCGAGAAUAUUAUUAUGGCCCGCGAAGCCAAGACCAACCACAAAUUUGGCGACAAGCAAUGGUUGGGCUUUGAGCAUGUCACAAUGACUCCGAUCGGUCGCAAUCUGAUGGAGCCCUCUCUCCUGAGUGACGAUGAAAUCAAGUGGUUGAAUGACUACCACGCGGAGGUCUGGGAGAAGACCAACCACUUCUUCAAGGACGACGAGUUGACUCUGAAGUGGCUUCAGCGCGAGACUCAGCCUAUCUCUAAAUAG
Messenger RNA from Penicillium oxalicum, 1845 nucleotides. RefSeq names its product aminopeptidase P (gene ampp). The coding region runs from base 1 to 1845 and encodes 614 amino acids. Lineage: Eukaryota; Fungi; Ascomycota; Eurotiomycetes; Eurotiales; Aspergillaceae. Gene Ontology annotation, molecular function: metalloaminopeptidase activity. The transcript is spliced from 10 exons. The record is from RefSeq and is a predicted model, not a curated record.